GGGGCCUGGCUGUCAAGAUGGCGCACUCCGCGCUGCUGCGGCCCUUGUCGCGGCUGCUGGCUCCCGCCCGGCUUCCGAGCGGCUCGGCCGCGCGGUCCAAGUUCUACGUGCGGGAGCCGCUGCACGCCCAGCCGAACUGGCCCAAGGUCGUGCUGACCUUCGCCACCACGGGCUUCCUGUGGUUCAAACUUAUCACACAACAUCAAGAAGAUGAGUUAGAGUAUAAAAGGAGAAAUGGAUUAGAAUAAACUGGAAAUGCUAAUAUAGUAUGUUCCACAUGACUAUGGAAGUCCUUCUGAAUUCCCAUCUACUGAGUUGUGAGUGUGAGAGAAGAAGUUAUAUAUGAAUAUGUAUCAAGUCACCAUUUGUGUUUGCAUCAUUAAAGGAAAGAAAUAAAAAUGCUUGUUUAUUCCUCAAA
Messenger RNA from Dipodomys spectabilis (banner-tailed kangaroo rat), 418 nucleotides. RefSeq names its product NADH:ubiquinone oxidoreductase subunit C1 (gene Ndufc1). The coding region runs from base 18 to 248 and encodes 76 amino acids. Gene Ontology annotation, cellular component: mitochondrion. The record is from RefSeq and is a predicted model, not a curated record. The transcript is spliced from 4 exons. Lineage: Eukaryota; Metazoa; Chordata; Mammalia; Rodentia; Heteromyidae.